This is a messenger RNA of Microthlaspi erraticum, 2073 nucleotides long. The record is from the annotation of a GenBank genome assembly. Lineage: Eukaryota; Viridiplantae; Streptophyta; Magnoliopsida; Brassicales; Brassicaceae.
AUGGAUUCUCCUCUCGAUGGAGCUGCAGGUGACUCAACGAAAUUCAGUGAAAUGAGUGUUGAUGAGAAGAGACAGCUUGUGUAUUCUCUGUCGAAGCAAUCGGAUCUAGCUUCUGAAGUGUUGCAGGCAUGGACUCGCCAAGAGAUUCUGCAGAUCUUAUGCGCAGAACUGGGGAAAGAAAGGAAAUACACUGGCUUGACCAAGAUCAAGAUCAUCGAGACUCUUUUGAAAAUCGUAGCCGAGAAGAAAUCUGGAGAAAAUGAAGGGAAGAAGAGAGAUUCUGAUUGUUUGCCUGUUCAGAGAAACACAAAGAGACAGAGGAAAGUCGAUAAUCCUUCUCGUUAUGUGACUCCAACGAGCAACAAUGCCUCAGGGAGCUCAAACUCGGUGAACACUAAAGGUGAGGAGAAUUCUGUCUUCUGCAAGAAUUUGGCUUGCAGGGCCAUAAUGGGAAAGGAAGACUCGUUUUGCAGAAGGUGUUCUUGUUGCGUUUGUCGUAAGUAUGAUGACAACAAAGACCCUAGUCUCUGGCUGACUUGUAGCUCAGAUCCUCCAUUUGAAGGUGAUUCUUGCGGAUUCUCUUGUCAUCUUGAAUGUGCUUUCAAGAUUGAAAAAUCCGGUCUUGCUAAAGACGAGCAAAGUGAGAGAUGCUGCUGUUUCUACUGCGUCUCCUGCGGUAAAACAAACAGUUUGCUUGAGUGUUGGAAGAAGCAGUUGACGAUUGCUAAAGAAACCAGAAGGGUCGACGUGCUCUGUUACCGUCUUUUACUAGUCCAGAAACUUUUAAAAGGCUCGACGACGAGUUACCAGAAUCUCUGCGAGGCUGUGGAUGAAGCUGUGAAGAGCCUUGAAGCUGAUGUUGGUCCUCUCACUGGUCUCCCUACGAAAAUGGGUAGAGGAAUCGUCAACAGGCUUCAAUCAGGACCUAAUGUGCAGAAACUUUGCUCCUCUGCUCUUGAAUCUCUUGAGGCUCUUGAAACCACACCACCUUCCAAGCUGCAGCACGAUUGUUCUUAUGGAUUGAGCAAUGAGACUGCAACAACAGUAUCAACAACCAAGAUCAGAUUUGAGGAUGUUAACGCGACUUCACUCACGGUUGUUCUCGCCUCUAAUGAAGUCGCUUCACCUGCAAACAUCGUUCAUUACAGUAUCUGGCAUCGCAAGGUCACUGAGAAAGAUUACCCUGAGAAGUCGACUUGCACGUUGUUUACUCCAAACACAAGAUUUGUUGUCUCUGGAUUAGCUCCAGCUUCUGAGUAUUGCUUCAAAGUUGUGUCCUUUAGCGGAACCAGAGAAUUAGGAGUCGAUGAGAUCAAUGUUUUGACUCGUAGCCCUGAAGAAGGAGCAAAUUGCUCUUCCGUAGUUGAAAGAAGUGAAAGCCCUCUCACGAAUUGCAGCACAUUGUCUUCUGCUACUCCUCCUUCCAUUGAAGCUGAGUCCAACAACGGUUACAUUGUUCCUCAGAAUCUAUCUCAGAGCGACAAAAAGGAUUCUUCUUUGAUCGAGGAAAAGAGGACAACCGAGUCAGACAUUGUACAGAUUGGGAAGAACGUUGAAGAAAUUGUGUUGCUGGAUGAGGAGGAAGAAGCUGUGACUGAUAAGAACGGUUCCGGUUACGAAGCUCCGGUCCCGGUUACGACGACGAAUCUUGUUAGUAACCGGAACAAUUCGGAAGCGAGUUUGCUGAUUACUCCCUUCAAGUCAGACCAAUCCAAGAACCGUCAAGCAAGAAAUGGAGUGAAAGACAACUGUAAUAACGGUGAUCACUCGGCGAACGGAGGAGCAGAGAGUGGAUUGGAGCAUUGUGUGAAGAUCAUAAGACAGCUCGAGUGCUCAGGACACAUUGGGAAAGAUUUCAGGCAGAAGUUUCUGACUUGGUACAGCUUAAGAGCGACGCAGCAAGAGAUUAGAGUUGUGAAGAUUUACAUCGAUACGUUCACUGAUGAUCCCAUGGCAUUAGCUGAGCAGCUUGUUCAUACUUUCGACGACCGCGUUUCGAUCAAGCGUUCUGCGACUGGCGGUGGUGCGUCUGCGGUUGUUCCGUCUGGUUUCUGCAUGAAGUUGUGGCAUUAG